AUGCCUGCUGUGUUCGAUAGGUGGGAGUCACCAUAUGGGAAGCCCAUGUGGAGUGCGACGGACGUUGAGGGUGUAUUGGAACUUGGGCAUCGCAGGGGUGAUAAUGAUAUGUUUAAUGAUCAGGCAACAGGAGAGGAUUUGGGGCUCGCUUCGAGGAUACUGUGUUUUCGAUAUUUAUUGGCGACAUAUGACGACUAUAGGGUGGUUGAUUCUGGGAGCGAUGACUUGGCGAGGGUGGCCGGGGAGCUUUGGGAUCAGAUACGUAAACAUCCCCGGGGGGAUAGUCGGGUUAUUACCACCCUUGUGUGUCCUGGGGAGUUUCUGAUGGCUCCGGCGCGGGAUUGGAGAGGGAAGGGGUUGGAGUUUUAUAAAAAGCAGUGGGAUAAGAUGGAUCUCAAAUCACAAGUGAAGCUGGUGGAGAACACGUCCAAGUCGAUGAACUCGUUUCUCAAGUCGUCGAAGCGCAGCGAGGACGAGGUUGGCGGAACAUUACAGCAACGACCUUGGACAAUCGAACAUUGGAUGGAGAUGUUGAGUCACGUACGGAGGGUCCAUCAGUUACCUAUCCAAUAUUUCAAGUCGAUUCCGGGUACUUUUCCGAUACCGUCGAACGAGCUCAAGAGAACCUUGGAUUGCUCUGGAACGUCGGAAUCCACUCUUGUCGCCUUAUUGGAUACGUACGAGGAGUGUUGGAACGGCGCCCACCGGUUUGUUAAACAAAGGGUGGUUUGUGCAGUUUCUGAUCAUAUACACCGGGUCUUACCAUCCGGUUUGGAUCCUCUGUCACCGUUGAGCGAGGAACCGGAUCAGCUGUCUUCAUCGCCCUCAAGUACCUUCAUAACUUCCGCAAGAGGCCUCUCGUUUCUUACGUUUGUGAACGAGAGGUUUCAUAAGGAUUUUGGAUUGCUUGAUUGGUGUAGUCAAAAUACGAUUUGUCGAUGGGUGGAUGCUUUGGAGCGUGUUCGGGUUCACCCUCUUCCUCGGGUCACUGGCGAGGUUGUGGGCUGGUAUAAAGCGAAGAAUUUGGAAGAAGGGGGAGGGAUUUUUGAUAUAGGAGGUUUGGGUGUUCCAAGUGCUAAGUGCGAUGAAGAAGAUCAAACGGAAGAGAUUCAGAAGGCAAGCAACGAAGGGGGCAUCUCAUCGACAUCUUCCGGUGAUGAACAACUGGGGCCUGGGAGUGUAGAAGUAUUUAAACUGACAACUGACAUUGACAAUCAUCAGCAGACUCUGGUCACGGUUUUGGAAUUCGACUCGGGGGACGCAGAGAAGUGGGAGACACAAGACAGACAGAAGGUAUUAGCUGGAGGGCCAGGCGCUGAAAGUAAUGUUUGGUGUUCCGACUAG
Marasmius oreades (fairy-ring Marasmius) is the source of this 1344-nucleotide messenger RNA. RefSeq lists its product as uncharacterized. Bases 1 to 1344 code for a protein of 447 amino acids. NCBI's taxonomy places the organism in Eukaryota, Fungi, Basidiomycota, Agaricomycetes, Agaricales, Marasmiaceae. The record is from RefSeq and is a predicted model, not a curated record. The transcript is spliced from 2 exons.